CAAACUGUCAUUUUCUUGAUCUGCAAAUCACCGACACCGAACAGAACACCGGUUUUACGGGGUCUCUUUCGGCAUCUUAUUUACCAAUUUAUUUCUUGAAAGAAUUGAAUAAAUUUCCAUGCGAUUAUUGAGUUUAAUUCUAUUAAAUAGAAGUACCAAGUUUAAAGCAUUUACCACCAAUCCCUACUGCCUUCAAGGGCUUCGCAAGAUGGUUACCGACAUUAAAUUCAAUGCAUCUCUAACCAAAUCCGAUCCGCAUGUAACACCAGUCCUUAUCAUCGGCCAACUGCGUCAUCUUAAUCUUCUCAAGUUUCCCGUAAUCGAAUGCAAACUUGCUCCGCGUGUCAACCAGGAAACAUUCAAGCAUGCUGUCUCAUCCCUUCAUCCAUCACCAACGGACUCGUGUUCGUUGUACUUGGACAUGGCAACCAUAGCCGCACUCCCCCUCAAAAGUUCUCGCCACAACACUAGCUCUCGUGCUCAUGCAAUCUCUAAUUUGGUUAAGAACAAAACAAUGAAUGUCAACGACACUGUUGUAAUUGUUUGCGAGCGUGCGGACGUAUUUGCAAGUGCUUGUGCCGUCGUUCGAGCCUUUCCAUUGUAUUCACGAAAAACUUCCAACAAUGGCUCCAACUCGAACCAUGAAAAAUCAAACAACACCGUUAGUAUUGAGUUUGUUGUCAUUGAAAAAGACGGCCAACUUGCCACAUCUGCAUUGUCUGCCGACGAUAUUGCCUGCAUGGAAGAAGCCGCACGAGGCAUCCGGUUGGCUGCCAAAAUAGUCGAUAUGCCAUGCAACGAAAUGAAUGUCAGCCACUUUAUCGAAGAGGUUAGAGUCAUUGCUAGUGAGCUCUCGCUGACUCCGCACAUCAUUCGUGGCGAGAAGUUACAAGAGCUGGGAUUUGGUGGCAUUUAUGGUGUGGGGAAGGCAGCGGCUGUGCCACCGGCUCUCGUUGUUCUCUCGCACGAACCGAAGGGGGCCAACGAAACAAUUGCGUUGGUGGGCAAAGGAAUUGUCUACGACACUGGUGGCUUGAGCAUCAAAGGCAAGACUGCAAUGCCUGGUAUGAAAAGGGAUUGCGGCGGUGCUGCAGCUAUUCUUGGUGCAUUUUAUGCGGCGGUUAAGUGCGGAUUCAAAGAGAAUUUGCAUGCAGUCUUUUGUUUGGCUGAAAACUCUGUCGGACCGAAUGCCACACGCCCAGAUGAUGUUCAUACACUGUAUUCUGGUCGUACAGUGGAAAUUAACAAUACGGAUGCUGAGGGACGUCUGGUCCUGGCCGACGGUGUAACCUAUGCACAAAAGGAUUUGAAGGCAAACAUCAUAUUGGAUAUGGCAACACUCACCGGAGCUCAGGGUAUAGCAACAGGCAAGUAUCAUGGUGCCAUUUUGACAAACUCAGAGGAUUGGGAGGUGAAAUCACUUGAAGCUGGACGCAAAUCUGGAGAUUUAUUAGCACCAAUAAUUUAUUGUCCUGAAUUGCAGUUUCCUGAAUUUACAUCGGCGAUAGCUGACAUGAAAAAUUCCGUCGCUGAUCGAAAUAAUGCACAAUCAUCGUGUGCUGGUCUUUUUGUUGCAGCUCAUAUUGGAUUUGAUUUCCCCGGAGUUUGGAUGCACGUAGAUAUGGCAACUCCAGUUCAUUGCGGCGAACGAGCGACUGGCUAUGGUGUAGCCUUACUGUUGGCCCUAUUUGGAAAUUAUACCAGCUGCUCGAUGUUGCAGUCCGUUGCUCCAGCAGAAUAUGAACCACCAUCGAAGCGCAUCUGUCGUGAUUAAUAAUUCAUUAACUUCGUUCAUCAUUGUAAAGUUUACGAAAUUAAAUCAAUUUCACUCUUUUGGAGUUUUGAAACGAAAUAUGAAACAAAACAAACGA
Molecule: messenger RNA, 1871 nt
Organism: Eupeodes corollae
Lineage: Eukaryota; Metazoa; Arthropoda; Insecta; Diptera; Syrphidae
Gene: grsm
Product: probable aminopeptidase NPEPL1
Exons: 6
Coding region: 119-1774 (551 amino acids)
Biological process (GO): proteolysis
Cellular component (GO): cytoplasm
Molecular function (GO): manganese ion binding; metalloaminopeptidase activity
Source: RefSeq, a predicted model, not a curated record